Molecule: messenger RNA, 1244 nt
Organism: Chaetomium strumarium
Lineage: Eukaryota; Fungi; Ascomycota; Sordariomycetes; Sordariales; Chaetomiaceae
Exons: 1
Coding region: 494-877 (127 amino acids)
Source: RefSeq, a predicted model, not a curated record
AGUUUUCUCCGGACUUCGUUCUGUCAAUGUGCCCUAAUAGGGCAUGCGCCGUUUUUUGCAAUUCGUCUGCCUCGACCAUAAGAAACCUAACAAUACAACCAUUGGUUUUCUACACUUAAGCUUUUGGUUUUAGGAGUUGGGCGUUGGAAGAGGCAUAAGCACAGCCAGCGGAAAACAAUGCAAAAGCGUUCAACAUUGAGAUGUUCUGCAUCGCUGUGCUCUGCUUUGGCUUUGGCUUCUUUGCUUGCGCGAGGAGUAUUUCGCUUUCCCUCUUCGCUGAUACAGCGGACUCGGCGUGUCCGUGUCCGAGUUACGCACUGUCUUGUUCCCGGUCUUAGCGCUGGAGAUAGCGCAGGGCUAGAUCAGUUAGGGUCGGGCUAGGCUUGGGCUGUGGGCUUAGGCAAGCAACUGCCUGGACCUCUGGAGUGCUCAGAGGGAGGGUAUGGUAACUCUGGACACAUGAGAGACUGGGCUAACCGGACGAGUGAAGAACAUGCGAUCCGCAAACCUUCACUUCCUUCAGCAUUUUCCCUUUCGACUACUACAAGUGCAUUCUACUCUCUCUCGCUAUUUUGUUGAUUUUUCUUUCACUUGGCUUGUUUUCUUCUGUUUCUUCCACCGAUCCCCUUCUAUAGCGGGCCCCGACAAUGAAUGGCUAGACUUUUUGCAUGGCUUGUGCAGUAUUGUUGGCUUGGGCUUGUGCCUCACAUUAGUGUUGUGGCUUCAAGUUACCACUCACUGUACAUUUUACUACCUUCCUAGGUCAGCCAGCCCGGCUCCGGCUCUUCUUGGGCUCAAAGCCAGCGGAUACGGUGAUGAGGGAAUGACGUGCUCGGGGAGGAGGAAAAGGAGAGUGGAGGGGAUGGCAAGGGGCUGAAGAGGUCAUGGCCGCAUCAGUUAUCCCUACAGAACGGAUUACCUGGUAGUUUUCAGCGGCGUUGGUUAGGGUACUCUGAAUUUUCUUUACAUCAGGGUAAUCAAAUGAUAGACGUGGGAUUCCCUCUGCGUUUCGCUGUCUUGCUCGGGUGUUUUGCAGUUGAUCCGCUCACGGCCAGGAGCAGAAAUCACCCAUGCGUUAGAAAGCAGUAUGUCAGUCGCGGCGAAAGCGGUUGGCAAUAAAAUCCGGACCCAGAAGUGAUGUUCCGAAGCCCGCUGAUCGACUGAUACGGUGGGAUCAAGCUUCCACUUCCAUCCAGGAUGCUUCGGUCACAUCACAGAGCAACCCUCAUGCAAACUGUUUUUAU